Messenger RNA from Labrus mixtus (cuckoo wrasse), 3232 nucleotides. RefSeq names its product schwannomin interacting protein 1 (gene schip1). Gene Ontology annotation, molecular function: protein binding. Gene Ontology annotation, biological process: positive regulation of hippo signaling. The record is from RefSeq and is a predicted model, not a curated record. NCBI's taxonomy places the organism in Eukaryota, Metazoa, Chordata, Actinopteri, Labriformes, Labridae. The coding region runs from base 109 to 2313 and encodes 734 amino acids. Gene Ontology annotation, cellular component: cell junction; plasma membrane. The transcript has 15 exons.
CCAUUGGCUGCGAGAAUUUUUCCAAGUGUGGUCUUCUCUCUCCGGCUGCUCCCGACUCACUUCUCACUUCAUCCCCGUGUCUGUGUCAGCGCGGAGAGGGAGCUCGUCAUGCUGAGGAACGGCACGUACAGAGGCAUUUACCAGGGGGAGGAGGCGAGGCUGCGCAGCGGGGCUCUGGCUGUGUCUCGGGAGAGAAAACACCUUGCUUUGUGCAUUAAUAACCAGGAUGAAGUGAAGAGGUACCAUCGCUACUGCAACCACAGCGGAGGGCAAGCAGUUCCUAAGGUGGAGAGAAACCGUCCCCAUAAAAGUGAGGAAGAGGAUGACAACAAUCCUCAACGUCGUGAGCAACAGCAGCACCGGGAGAAUAAGGCUAUUGUGAUUCAGCGGGCCUGGCGUGCGAGCACAUCCCGCAGAGGAAGCUGGCAGGGACAAGACAAGAACUGUACCAGCAAUCUUAAGGAUGAGACGAUGACUUCGGAGAGCCUCCAGGACCCUGUGACUACCGCCAACAUUUCACCGGAGCAGCUGAAGAGCCUCCAGAUUGGCUUCAAGCACGUCAGUGAUGGAGGUUUCCCGCUGCAGAGUAAUCAUCUGCCCAUGAACCUGGACAACAACAUCAAUAUCAACUUGCCACCAGAUGAAACCAAGGUGUUGAUCAUCCAGCGGGCCUGGCGGGACUUCCUCCAGAGGCAAGAAGUGGAGAAGAGGAGCCCCUCUCCUCCCUCCCUCUCCUCCUCAGACAAGAUGAGCAUGUCAAUCAGCAUGACCACCCUGUCGGACGGCAGCACACCUGAUUACCGGGAGGAUGGCAUGGACCUGGGGAGUGAUGUAUCCAGUCGCUCCAGCUCAGAGUCCAACUCCAACAAGGUCACACCGUGCUCCCCAUCUCUUGACCUGGCCACCUUGGAGGACUACAAAUCCUCCCCCUCUCUGGACCUGGUCACCUUAGAGGACUACGAGGAGGACGAGGACUACCAAGAGUACAAGAAGAAGGUGAUCGAGGAGUGGGAGAGCGAGUACGGGGAGGACUACACCUCUCCACAGCCUGCUGGUCAGGAGGAAGGCGGCGGGGGAAGCGGCGUGGGGGAUGAAGGCCUCGGCGAAGGCUACAGGAAGACAGUGAACAGUCGGAGCCUGGCUGAAGAAUUCCAGGAUGUGAAGUCUGUCCCGCCCCUCCCGGCCCCCAGCGGACGCACUGCAACUUCGGUCGCAGCCGUCCCAGAUGAACUGAAACAGAACGGCAAUCUGAUUUUGCCCAGGAGCAACCAGCUUCACUCUCCCGGUGAACCAAAGGGGGGAACAGGGACUCCUAAACCUAGUCGCCGCAGUUCCAGUCAAGGCAGGGGGAGCCGCAGCACUGGAGGAGGUGGUGGAGGCGGUGGAGGAGGAGGAGGAGGAGGAGGAGGAGGAGGAGGAGGCAGUGGAGGUACUGGGGGGCGAAUGGGGGGAUAUAAAGAGGAGGAGAGUGCAGAGGAGGAACCUCUGCCCACCAUGGACUGGGCAGCCCUGGAGAGACACCUGGCCGGGCUUCAGUGCAGAGAGCAAGAGAACCAAAACCUCAACCACAACCAGAACCACAACAUGGGCAAGACCCACUACACCUCGGCCCAAAAGAAUGAGAGGGAGUCUAUCAGGCAGAAGUUGGCCCUGGGCAGUUUCUUUGACGAUGGACCCGGCAUCUACACCAGCUGCAGCAAGAGCGGCAAACCUAGCCUGUCCUCACGGCUGCAGAGCGGGAUGAACCUACAGAUCUGUUUUGUCAAUGACAGCGGCAGCGACAAGGACAGUGAUGCAGACGACAGCAAGACAGAGACCAGUUUGGACACACCUUUGUCUCCCAUGUCCAAGCAGAGUUCGUCUUACUCGGACAGGGACACCACUGAGGACGACUCGGAGUCUCUGGAGGAUAUGGACUUCCUGAGUCGACAGAAGAAGCUGCAGGCGGAGGCCAAGCUGGCUCUGGCUAUGGCCAAGCCCAUGGCCAAGAUGCAGGUGGAGGUGGAGAAACAGAAUCGAAAGAAGUCUCCAGUGGCAGACCUGCUUCCACACAUGCCUCACAUCAGCGAGUGUCUAAUGAAAAGAAGCCUGAAGCCCACAGACCUGAGAGACAUGACACUGGGGCAGCUGCAGGUUAUAGUCAAUGACCUUCAUUCCCAGAUUGAGAGUCUGAAUGAGGAGCUCGUACAGUUGCUACUGAUUCGGGAUGAACUACACAUGGAGCAGGAUGCCAUGCUGGUCGACAUAGAGGACCUCACCAGGCAUGCUGAGAGCCAGCAGAAACACAUGGCAGAGAGGACCCUCUCAAAAUAAGAUGCCGGUCCCUGCUCCACCCUGCUCCCCUGUGCCAAGCUGAAGCUCCCGCUCCAAACCAGACUUUUCCCCCUCUGGCUCAUUCCACCCCUGCCCUGUUUCCAUCCAAAUCCUGCCCGCUUGUCCUGAGUGCUCUGCUCCUCGCUGCGUCCCCGGCGUCUCCCCAUGUCUACCUUCCCGUCAAACCCACUGACUCCUAUUGUGGCAGCAGCACAGGAGGAGGAGGAGGAGGAGGAGGAGGAGGAGGAGGAGGCCUCCCCUCUUUCAUUUGCUUCUGUGGUUUUCUCCCAGCGCCAAGGACGAAGGAGCACUGCCUGCUCCCUGGGAGAAGAGGAAACUGAUUGUGUGUCGUCAUGGAUUCUGUCCCCAGCUUCCUGUGCAGUGAUCGGCCUUGCUUUGCGAUUGUUUCUUUUUAACUUUCUACAUUCGCCACUAAAUUAUAACUGUCAAAUGCAAAAAAAAAUAAAAAAUGUGGGAAAAAAUAAAAUAAUAGUGAAAAAUUUAGUAGAAAGUCAGUCAUGAGAAAAAAAAGAAACAUUGUAUUGAAAAAAAAGAAAAACGGUGGAAACUAACUUCUUCAGACCAUUUUAAGUUGGACGGUAAUUUUCAAGUAUUUCAAAGUCGACCUGUUUUUAUUCUGCACAAAUGGUAGUUUUCAACUGAGAGAUGUUUAUUUGAAGGUGCUAAAAGAGUGUAAAAGGAAACAUGCCUGCCUUGUAGUGGAGUCGUAGCUUUUGGUAAUACGUUCACUCUAAUUGCUCUUCAACAUUUUGUGAAUGUUGAUUCUCUGACACGAGUCAUUUUAAAUGAAUAAGUGUGUUAAUAUUGUUUUCAUCCUAUUGUAAUCAGAAACUUUAUUUGAGGGAAGAAAUGUUUAUGUACAGAUAUGUAAAAUAAAGAAUAAACUUUGUUUCAUAUA